AUGGCGACGAGUACUCCACCACUUUCUCAUCCUACAUUAUCUUCUACUUCUCACAGUACCUGGAAUUCAUUACAUCAUCUCAUAAAAAUCGAAUCAGCUUCUGCCUCUGCAGAAUCGAGUCGACCUUCUUCAAUAGAUUCUCGUCAAGUCGACUCCAUUCCCGAAGAAGACGAAUACGAGACUAGCAGUGAAGCUGUCAAUGAGCCAAUAACUCCUACAGAGUUCCAACAUCCUCAACAACAUACGAGAGUGAUUACUAGUGACGAGAUUUCUGAUAUCAUCCACAAACUUCCUCCAGCUCCAAUUCAACUUCCUACAAUAGUCAAUAUCGUUGCGACUCCUUCACUUCUUUCGACCGAUCAGACUCUAUCCCCUACACCACAGUCUCUUAAAGGAGACACAAAACUACCUUCUACUCCAGUUCCGCUGUUGAAAAAGCCGACCUUGUCAACAAGAGAGUCGGGAUUGAGAGGUAAAGUUUCAAAAUUCUUCAAGAGAUCGAAUUCUCAUUCUGGCUAUCUCAAAAUUACUGUCUUGGACGAUCAGACCAAUCUCACAAACAACAAUGGCUCCGAUCCAACGUUAGCAACAGAGCAUCGUCGAAUGUCGAUUGGACGAGCGUCAACUUCCACCACAGCCUUCACCUCCCGCACGAACACACCACCAUCACCUAGUACACCAUCAGAACCCCAGUCUUCACAAGAAAACAUAUCAACCAAUGUAAGACUGAAUGAGAACUUCAGUAUGUCCAAGAAACAAAGAUCUUCCACCGGUCUAAGCAUCGGCAUGAUGAAUAAAUUUCAAAACCAUGGACCCAAGAUUGCCUUCGAUACACCCGUAAAGGAGGAGAGAACCAAGACUCCACAACGUGCCACAAGCGUUGAUUGGGAUUUCAAUAAUGGCGUUGGCACGGAGUCGGGUGUUCAGGAGAUGUCUCGAGAGCCUUGGGCCAUGCCAGCCGAGACUGGAAUUGGUCUGAAAUCGAGACGCUUGAGUAUGAGUCUUCCAGAUGACUUCCUCGUCGACGUUGUAGAAUUGGACGAAGAAUACCACCAACCCAAUAAACUCAUAGGACGUGGAAGAAAACAAAUUGGUAAAGGUGCCACAGCUCAUGUGAACCUUGUGCUCAAGAAUGGUACCAACGAUACAUAUGCCGUGAAAGAAUUCCGAGGAAAGUCUACAACGGAAAAGGAAGAAGACUAUGAGAAGAAGGUCAAAUCGGAAUAUUCCAUCGCAAAAGCUGCUCGUCACCCAAACAUUGUACAAACCUUCCGACUUUGUACACAUAAUGGACGGUGGAACCAUGUGAUGGAAUACUGCGAGCAAGGAGAUUUAUUCGGUCUCAUCAAUCAAAAGUACCUGAACAAGGAGGAUCAUCUAAAGGAUCGACAAUGUCUAUUCAAACAACUCAUUCAAGGCAUUCAUUUUCUCCAUAGUAAUGGGAUUGCCCAUCGAGACAUCAAGCCCGAAAAUCUAUUGAUCACCAAGGAUAGCAAGCUUAAAAUCACUGAUUUUGGCGUCUCCGAAGUCUUUGCCGGUAUUCAUCCUGGUUCUAAAGCCGCCAGAGGUGAAUGUGGAAAAGACAUGACCGAGACCAGACUUUGUGCUCCUGGUAUCUGUGGUAGUCCUCCAUAUAUUGCCCCGGAGGUUCUUGAAAAGCAAGGUGAAUAUGAUCCAAGACCUUUAGAUGUAUGGAGUGCUGCCAUAGUUAUGCUUUGCAUGACGGCCAACGGCUGUCUUUGGGAAAGUGCGAAACCUAACACCUCGCCUCUCUACGACGAGCUCGUCCGCGGUUGGGACAAAUGGAACAACAAACAUGACGAUUGCACCAUCACGGAUUCCGACUAUCCCCACGUUUCUUUCUUUGAUAAACACAUCAAUCCCCCAGCUCUUCGUCGCAUACUUCUCACAAUGCUUAACCCCAACCCAAAACAUAGGGCAAGUAUUGGCGAAAUUGCCAAAAAUCGAUGGAUGAGAAAUGUGGAGUGUUGUCAAAUUGAUAGUUAUGAUGAACCGACUAAAGUUAUUGAUGCGAGUAAGUGUUGUGGCGUUGGUAAUAGGAGUUUGAAUAGAGUGGUGGGUCAUAAUCAUUUGCCACCGAAAGAACACCAUGGACAUAAGUUGGUUAGAUUACCGGGAAGUACGGAUAUGUGA
Sclerotinia borealis F-4128 is the source of this 2154-nucleotide messenger RNA. The record is from the annotation of a GenBank genome assembly. NCBI's taxonomy places the organism in Eukaryota, Fungi, Ascomycota, Leotiomycetes, Helotiales, Sclerotiniaceae.